GGGAAGCAAGGAAGAGGAGGAAGUCUGCACUACCCUUCACCCCUCUGCAGUCCUGUUCAGGGAGCCAAGCCCGUAGACCCAGCAGAGAGGGAAACAGGUGGGCGUGGCCAGGUGAGAGCGGGAGGCAUCAGAGCGUAAUGGCUCCUUUCACUUUAUCAACGGGCCGUUGUUUGACCUCUUAAGAAGAACUCAUGACCUUACCUUUUAAAGAUUUGUUCAGGACUAUCCCCCAGGCUCAUUCAAGAACCAUGAAUUAACUUAAUGUUGUAACUUUCAAAUGCAUUUUCAUGUUCCUUUAGUUUCUGAUCAUUGGACCUUAACAUAUUGAAGUUUGAAGACACAUUUGUACCAAGCUCCCCCUAAUGUUUGGCUGUAAAACGGUACAGAUAAGAAUAGGGAGGGUGAAUGCACUGUGAUAGGGGACACGAUGUGGUAAGUGAUAGGGGAGACCCCAUGCUGAGAGAGAGAAAGAGGGAGGGAGCGAGAGAGAGAGAGAGUGAGAGGGGGAAGAGAAGCAAAGGAAACCAAAGACUUUAUGUGAGACGAAGAAUUUAUUAGACUUUAUAUCGCACUGAAGAGGAUAAGAAAGAACAAAUUCAAUAAAGGAAUAUCAAGGAAUUACUAAGGCUUUACAUAACAUUACGUAGGGUUAAAUAGAGUGACGCAGCGACAGAAAGACAAGUUAAGGCGUGGAUGGAUGAGUUUGAGUAAAAGGGAGAGAGGAAAAGUAAAUGAGGAUGGAAUUAAUGGACGAAUCAGAAGUAGACAGAGACGUGCAUGUGUAGUGAGUAUUGUGCUAAUUACAACCACUAAUGAGUUUGAGGAAUUUACGUAUUUACUUUGAAUGCAUCUCUUAAUUCAUUUUCAUAACCAGGACUUACGAUGUCACAAGAACGCUUACCUCUGAUUGGAUCUUCGAAAAAAAAGAGUGCAGCCAAGGCCUCAAGCUCCGCCUCCGCUGCUCCCCAGCGCCCCCCCCUGGCCGGACUGAGACGGCGCAGCAGCCGGCCGUCCCAGCCCACCCCCUCGUCCUCCUCCCACCCCCUCUCUCACGCCUUCCUCCACGCCGACACCUCCAUCACCCCCUGGGGAGGGCUCUCCCUCUCCGAGUCCUCCUUCACCUCCAUCCCUCCUCCUCCUCCCCCCCCUCCCCCUCUUCCUCCACCUCCCCCCCCUCCCCCUCCCCCUCCUCCUCCUCCCCCAACUCCGGUCCAACCUCGCCUGCACCCGCCUGCCCCCCCGUCCCGUCCCGCGGCGCCCCCCUCUCGCCACGGGCGGCGCGGGGUGGGCAGAGAGGGGGGAGGUUCGAAUCCCUGCUCCCCUUCCUUGUUGCACCGCGUGUCGGCCCAGAUGGAGAGCCCAGGGAGGGAGGCCAGGGAGUUACGGGCCAGGCGGAGGCCUGUUCCGCGCAUGCCCCGCCUCCCCCCGCUGCGUCCAAUCACCAGCCUCAGCUUCACGCGCAGCUUUACCUUUUCCUUUUUCGAGCUGCCGGUCCACCAGACGGCCAGCUGUCGCGCCGAGGGGGUCCGCCACGUCAUGCUCCUGCUGAGGCAGAUGCAGUACUGAGCCCUGGGUUGGCUCUCCCUCUCUCUGUGGGUCACAGUGGGGCUUGUACCAGGGUCGAGGUUUCACAUCAACGUUAGCUUUUGGUGGGGGUCUCCAAAUCAGAUGCUAACAAGACAACCCUGUUAUCCAUCGCCUGUCUCCCAGUGUUAGAC
This is a messenger RNA of Gadus macrocephalus (Pacific cod), 1718 nucleotides long. RefSeq names its product WAS/WASL-interacting protein family member 3-like. The transcript has 3 exons. The record is from RefSeq and is a predicted model, not a curated record. Bases 883 to 1566 code for a protein of 227 amino acids. Lineage: Eukaryota; Metazoa; Chordata; Actinopteri; Gadiformes; Gadidae.